CAGUCAGCCAAAAAUUGUACAAUUUAUAGAUUUCAAGUAUAAAUAAUGGCUGCUUUUCAACUUUCACUGUGAGGUAAUGAAGUUCUGUUCCUCUUUCAGGAUGAGUUUACUACCUAUGGACCGUAAGAAUAUUCCAUUUAGCAUCCGACUGGACAAGAGUAUGGGCCAGGCGAUUUGGAGAAGUCAUUUUCUUAAUGACAAGACUGUGUUUAUAAUUGAAUGUCAUAAUCACAGGUCUAUUGUGAGCAAAUCCCUUUGUCUGCUCAAGAUCGUAUCUCACACACAUGUGUCCUGGGAAUGGUUUUCAUUGGUUGAAGCGCACUUGAAUAAAGCAAACAUGAAGUGGCAGCAUUAUCCUAAAAUGUCUUUUCAUCUGUUUACAAUACUUGUGACUAUAGGUGGUCUCCUUGGAACUCCAGUGGAUGAGGACAUCCUGGAUCGAUUAAUAUCAAUAAAUACUUCAGAGGACCUGAGGUUGCUUUCCAGAAGUCAUUCUGUGCAUGCACUUUCAACAACUAAAUCUACAGUGACGGAUAAUGGGAAACAGGAAUUGCUGCAUACUGAUCUGUCUCCAACUGCUACUGUGGGUUUAAGCAAUGACUACCAUGAAGCUGGUAAUAUUUUGCAAAAUAAAGGAAUGGAAUCUGCAUCUGAAGAAACAUCCACCUCUAGCAAACACUUGGUAACUGAGCAGCCAACAGAAAUGAUAGCAUCAAGUCUCUCUCAUGCCAGGAACACACAGACCGAGCAUCUUAACCUGGUCUCUACAAAAUCUCUCUUAUCUGAGUCACCAAUUGGUUCAACAACUGAACUCUCCAGUGGAGAUGAGAAACCAGCUUGGCAAGGAAGGCUGACUCCUACAACUGUGUUUUCGACCCAGUCUCCAUUCUGGUAUAUGGGAUCUUCAUUACCUAGUGUACAAGAUUUACCAAGCUCAUCUGUUCUUGACAGUGCACUCCCUUCUGACCAAAUGGAGUUGCGUACCAUCUCUUCAGAAGGUGCUGAGUCUAGUACUUAUAAAUCGAUAUCAGCAGAGCAGACAGUCACACCUAGAACAGAGUCUACAACUGAGUCAAUUCAUGUAUUUAGCCCAGAAUCUGUUGUAGCUAAUGCAACCAGCAUGACCUCUGCUAAACUUGAGCAGCUGUCUACCUCUUGGUCUGCAGGCUCCAGUGGCUCACUCGGUAGUGCACGGGGCAACCACUGGCAAGAUGCUUCCAUGGAUAUAUAUUCCACAGCUAUCUCCUCCUCUACUAGGGCCAAUUGGUCAUCUCCAGAUGCUUCAGAGGAUGUAUACUCGACAGCUGCUUCCUCUGGGACCAGUUGGCCAUCUCCGGAUGCAUACUCCACAUCUGCUUCCUCUGGGACGAGCUGGCCAUCUCCAGAUGCUUCUGAGGAUGUACACUCCACAGCUGCUUCCUCCUCUGGGACUAGUUGGCCAUCUCCAGAUGCUUCAGAGGAUGCAUACCCCACAGCUGCUUCCUCUGUUGAGACUAGUUGGCCAUCUCCGGAUGCUUCUGAGGAUGAAUACUCCACAUCUGCUUCCUCCUCUGUUAGGACUAGUUGGCCAUCUCCGGAUGCUUCCAAGGAUGCAUACCCCACAGCUGCUUCCUCUGUUGAGACUAGUUGGCCAUCUCUGGAUGUUUCUGAGGAUGUACGCUCCACAGCUGCUUCCUCCUCUGUUGGGACUAGUUGGCCAUCUCCAGAUGCUUCCAAGGAUGCAUACCCCACAGCUGCUUCCUCUGUUGAGACUAGUUGGCCAUCUCUGGAUGUUUCUGAGGAUGUACGCUCCACAGCUGCUUCCUCCUCUGUUGGGACUAGUUGGCCAUCUCCAGAUGCUUCCAAGGAUGCAUACCCCACAGCUGCUUCCUCUGGGACUAGUUGGCCAUCUCCAGAUGCUUCAGAGGAUGUAUACUCGACAGCUGCUUCCUCUGUUGAGACUAGUUGGCCAUCUCUGGAUGUUUCUGAGGAUGUACGCUCCACAGCUGCUUCCUCCUCUGUUGGGACUAGUUGGACAUCUCCAGAUGCUUCUGAGGAUGAAUACUCGACAGCUGCUUCCUCCUCUGUUAGGACUAGUUGGCCAUCUCCGGAUGCUUCCAAGGAUGCAUACCCCACAGCUGCUUCCUCUGGGACUAGUUGGCCAUCUCCAGAUGCUUCAGAGGAUGUAUACUCGACAGCUGCUUCCUCUGUUGAGACUAGUUGGCCAUCUCUGGAUGUUUCUGAGGAUGUACGCUCCACAGCUGCUUCCUCCUCUGUUGGGACUAGUUGGACAUCUCCAGAUGCUUCAGAGGAUGUAUACUUGACAGCUGCUUCCUCUGUUGAGACUAGUUGGCCAUCUCCGGAUGCUUCCAAGGAUGCAUACUCCACAGCUGCUUCCUCUGUUGGGACCAGUUGGCCAUCUCUGGAUGUUUCUGAGGUUGAACACUGCAAUUCCGUAGCUGCCUCUCGUGCCUCUGCAGCAGAAUUUUCCACGGCACUGCCCUACACACAACUAUCUAUCAGCGAAGAAAUAGCCUCCACUAAUGAGUUUCCUGGAGUCUCUGAGUACUUCUCCAUAACUUCAUCUAGUCCCAACUUUCAGCCUAGUGCUUCUGGAGCUUUAUCUGUUUCCAGCUACUGGGAGCCAAACACUUCUGAGGAACUGUCCACUUCUGUGGACAUUACAAACUAUGUGGCUCCAGAAACCAGCUCAGUUGUCAGCAGCUACAUGAAACCCAGUGAAUCUGGCAUGCAGCUCUUUACAAUGGUGACAGCUGCUAGAAAGGAACCUGAAGACAGCAGUUCAAUAGAGUCCAGUAAGACUGCCUCGUAUACCCAUAUUUCAGUCAUCCGCAAUCCCCUUCUAUUGCAAUUUGACAUCCUGGAUCAAAACUAUACGGAUGAUUUGAGUAAUAAAUCUUCAGAAGCCUACAAAGAGCUGGAAAUAGUGGUGAAAGCAAUGUUGGACCCCAUAUUUUCUGCACGCUACGGUGACAGCUUUCUCGAAACCAAGAUUCUCAAUUUUGUGAAUGGGUCAGUUAAAGUGAAGAGUGAGUUGGUCUUCCAGAAAGAUGCUGUUCUGCCAAGCAGUUCUGAUGUUGUUCGAACAGUGCUUACACAUGUGUACCGCAAAGAUUUGGCUCCAACUGACUUGGAUAUUGAUGCCAAUUCUGUUGUUUGCAACGGUUAUAGUCUAGCAAACUUGGUGCCUGAGAGAGUGACCAUUGAAUUCACAGCUUUGAGCACAGGAUUUGGCCCAUGGUCUGAUGACUCAACAUUUUAUCCAGAGCUGCUUGAGCAUCUGGAGAAUUUGGUUGUGGAAACACUGGAGGAAAAGUACCUGGUCCAAGAGUUCAAUAUUACAAGAUCCAUACGGAUACAAGGAGAUGUAAACCUUCAGGCAACGGCACUGUUGAUUACUUCUGUACAUGUUGAUGAUGUUGAGGUUCUGCAAUUACUUAGCAACCUUGUUAACAAUUCUGUGGAUCUGAGAUCUCUGAAAGUAAAUGGGUCUGGUGUCAAUGUUGGAGUUCUUCCAAUUUCCUUUCUGAUCACCAACUGGAAAUACAAUUCUACACUCAGAGAUUCACGAUCUGCAUAUUUUUGCAGCCUUGGCAAAGCUGUGACCCGAGCAUUGCAGAUGAUCCUGCAGCCAAACUAUGGCCACUUCAUGCAAGCUGUGAUCAAACAGUUUGGGAGAGGGUCGGUGUUUGUAACGAGUGAUCUGGUGUUUCUCAACAACCUGCCUACCAGUCAUGAGGUGUUGGAUUUGUUCUUCAACUCCAUUGAUUCCAGGAGUGUUUUGGCAGGGACUGACUUUGCAGUUGAUCCUUACUCAUUCUUUGUUGGAGGUGCAAGAUUGGAUCGACCAUAUGAACGUAUCCACUUCCCAGGAUUUGGAAUUGCAAUCAUCCUGCUGUGUGGCUUGGCUAUCGUCUCUCUCCCAAUCCUGGCUUUUCUCUGCUGGAAGUAUAGGUUCUGUGCGGCUUGUCAGAAGAGCUUUGCGUUCGCAGCCUGGGAUGUUGAACGUGAGAAUGCAAGUAACAUACCAUUGCCAGAGGUGAAUCCGGAAAGUUACAGGCUUCGUGAACCAACAUAUGUCAAUUACUCCUUCAACUCUUAAUAUUUUUUCGAUCAAAGAUCUGUGGAUGAGAUUGAACUUGUCCUGAUUUUGUUUUGCUGCUCUAGUUGGAAGAAGAACACUGCAUAUUCAGGGUUCAGCUUCAAGGUGAAAUUAUAAACACUGUCCCAGCUUUUCCUGAUGUUUGUCAUUAUUUUACUUGGCAUCAGACUGGUUGUGAAAGGCAUUGGCGCUCUUUCCAUUGUGUGGAAGAAAUCUCGGUGGGGCAUCCCAGUUUCAAAUGGUCACUUUGGAGUUUGUUUCAGAAAGUCUACACUGAGCAGCCAGUUUGAGUUGAUACUUGGAUUUAGUUAUGUCACUGCAAUUAAAAUGGAAUUGCUGGUGACCCUGUCUAGAUUAACUUUUUUGUUCAGCAGACUGGCCUUGAGUUUUUUGUGAAUUGGACAAGCAUCACCACCAUAUCUGUAAUGUAAUGCAACAGUACAAUAAUGAUCUGGCUUAUCUGUGGCUAUAAUCCCUUUGCAAAAGUGGCCACAGCCAUUUGCACAUAGGGAGCAAAAAAGUUUGUUGACCAAUGCAUCUUAAAAUCAGUACUAAUAUACGUCUUGCAUUCCAUGUUUCUACUUGAAGCUACUGGUGGUAGUUAGUCAGCAUUUUCUGCACCUAAGUCUGCUUAAACACCAUUUCCAAAGACACUGAAGCAUUGCACUCCUGACUUGAUAUCACUGAACUAAGAUUGAAGAAGCAUUUCAGUGCAUGUGGUUAUGUAGUCAUAACUAUCUAUUUUUUAUAUCUAAUCUUGUGCCAAUUUGAGUUCCAAUGUAACUAACUUGCAAAAUAUAAUCUGAUAGUUUAGUUAUGGACACUUCCAAACUUCUUGUCAAAUUUGUAGUGUAAGUUGACUUGGUUUGCAUGGUCCUCAUUUGCUCAUAGGAUCUGCUGUGGUUUUUAAAUCUUGUCCCAUUGUUUCUUAGCUCUGAUUUGCAUAAUCUUUCAUGAAAGCAGUCUAAUUGGGAUGUGUAGGAGCAUUCACAAGUUUCUGGGGCAUUUUUUUGUGGGAAAUGCUACAAUGGAGAAUAUUUACUUGCAUUUGGGUUGGUGACACACUUUUUGGCCCACUUCUUAAAAUUGGGAACAUAUGACUGUCAAUCACCUUCACAACUUUGUUUUCAUGUUUUAAAUUUUUGUGUACCAGGAUACUUUGUUUUAAUAUAGGUGAGUCACUUGUCUCAAUCACUGGGGGGAAAAAAACAAGGCUUUCAGAAGAAAUGGGACCCCAUCCUGAUGUGUCAUUUAAGAUGCGUGACAGUAGUUUAAGCUGUUUUUGAGCAAGAAGUUUAAUUAAAGCAUGUCUUGUAACAAAUUUCAAACUUGUUGACUGAAGCUGAACAAG
Molecule: messenger RNA, 5453 nt
Organism: Stegostoma tigrinum
Lineage: Eukaryota; Metazoa; Chordata; Chondrichthyes; Orectolobiformes; Stegostomatidae
Product: mucin-22-like
Exons: 14
Coding region: 77-4102 (1341 amino acids)
Source: RefSeq, a predicted model, not a curated record